Molecule: messenger RNA, 1167 nt
Organism: Linnemannia hyalina
Lineage: Eukaryota; Fungi; Mortierellomycota; Mortierellomycetes; Mortierellales; Mortierellaceae
Source: the annotation of a GenBank genome assembly
AUGACCUUGGAAAGCACAAGCAACCGCAACUCGACCAACAGCUCGUCGCACUCUGUCUCCAACACCAACGGCAGGACCGUUCUCGAGGGACAGCUUAUCGACCUCAGCCUAGAUAACAACAAUAGUACCACCAAGAACCGCAUCUCAGACUCAGGUUCAACAGAGGACGACAAUGACGAGGACGGUGAGGAUGCCGACAACAUCUCCCUCGGAUCCGUCGACACUGACCGCAACCCCAACACGUUGCCCCCAACCUACGAUCUGGCAUCGAUUCUCGGCAAUCAUGCUGCUGCAACAGAGUCCCUGAACAACAAUGGCGCUACUAUUGAUGCCCGUAACGGCGACUCGACUGCCCCUGCCCAUGCCACCGCUGCCACCGGUGGUGCCCGUGCUGGCGUCACUGCUGGCCGUAUUCCCACCAACAUCCCCUCGACCGCAGAGAUGGAGAACCUGCCCAAUGACGUUGUUGCUCUGAUUCUCGAGACCCUGACCAUUCUCGAGCUGUACGACCUCCACACCCUCUCAGACCGCUGGCGCCAAUUGACGACCCGUGCCCUGCUCGACAAGUUUAUGCAGAGCCACGUGGUCCUUUGGGCUGACCAGGAGGGCCAUCGCACCUUCCGCCCAGUGUUCUUGUUUGAUUCCUUUGAUGAGGCGACGAACCGUAUCCGCUGGUUGCCCAAGCCAGUCAAGCCCGAGUUCCGUGGACAGGUCUACAGCAAGACCUUUGGCAUUACCAAACCGGUGAUCCGUAUUAUCUCCGUCGGCGACACCGACAAGUACGACUAUCUCGACAAGGAGGCCCAGAUGUCGAUCUUGAAGCCUGGCACCAGGACGUUGCUUGGUUCGGAUAAGGGAUGCCCCUGGGCGUUUAUCUACAAGGUAUCGUCGUUUACGCGCAAGGGCAAGAAGAUCAAUGGGGAGCGGUGGAUUGAGCCGGUGUCGUUUGAGUGCCAUUUGGACUUUUUGAACCCAAGACGUGCGCACAAGUUGAGGCUGUUGUGGUACCUGCAAAAGUCGUAUUCGGCGAUGCCCCUGGUGGGCAAUGGAACGCAGAAGCUGGUCAACCGGUCGAAGGUUGAGGGAGCUGUUGCGCCCCAGCAGAUGAGCGAGUUCUUUAGCGGCAACCAGUCUCAGCACGUGGGCGUCCUUCCUGGUUUCCGUUAG